AUGGCGACGAUAAAUUCAACGGUCACAAUUCUCUCACCAAAAUCGAUUCCAAAGAUCAUCGAUUCGAAAUUCGGAGUUAGGGUUUCUGAUCAGACCGUGGGUUUCUCUCCCAAUGUCGUAUCGUACGGCAACAACUCAUGUCGGAGAUUGAAGUUAGCGAAGCUUGUCUCAUCGGCUGGAUUGUCGCCGAUCGAGCCAGACAUCAACGAAGAUCCAAUUGGUCAAUUCGAGCUUAACAGUAUCGAAAUGGAAGAUUUCAAGUAUGGGUAUUACGAUGGUGCUCAUACUUACUAUGAAGGAGAAGUUGAAAAGAAAACAUUUUUGGAAGCACUUGCAGAUGACAUGGCUGGUGUAGAUCCUCCUUCUGGAUUUCAAGGGCUUAUCUCUUGGAUAUUUCUUCCUGCUAUAGCUGCAGGGAUGUAUUUUGAGGCUCCGGGUGAGUAUAUGUUCAUAGGUGCGGCGUUGUUCACGGUAGUGUUCUGUAUAAUAGAGAUGGAUAAACCAGAUCAGCCACACAACUUCGAGCCUCAGAUAUACAAAUUNGAGAGAGGAGCUCGNGANAAGCUCAUUAAUGACUACAANACNAUGANCAUUUGGGACUUUAAUGACAAGUANGGNGAUGUUUGGGAUUUCACCGUUGAGAAAGAUGAUAUCGCCACNAGAUAA
Messenger RNA from Arabis nemorensis, 666 nucleotides. The record is from the annotation of a GenBank genome assembly. NCBI's taxonomy places the organism in Eukaryota, Viridiplantae, Streptophyta, Magnoliopsida, Brassicales, Brassicaceae.